CGUGUGCGUGCUGCGUGCUGCUACUAUAUAUAAAUUGCAAGCAAGCUAGGCAGGCAGGCUAGCCCAGCGCUCGGCCCUCGGCUCCUUAAGGCUUCAUCUUCUCAAGUUCCGGCCGUCCAUCGCCGCCGCCGGCCUCGGCCGGCUCAGUUCCUGCCUGCCAGCCAAAAAUUCCACACCACCCACCCAGAGACUGAGGCGCGCGGUGGUGAAGACGUGAUCGAAAGUCGAAACCAAAACGAUAUAUAGAUGGGGCGCGGGCGCGGCAAGGUGGAGGUGCGUCGCAUCGAGAACAGCGUGAGCCGGCAGGUGACCUUCUCGAAGCGGCGGCGCGGGCUGGCGAAGAAGGCGCGGGAGCUGGCCGUGCUCUGCGACGCCGACGUCGCGCUGCUCGUCUUCUCCGACAAGGGCAGGCUCCACGACUUCGCCGCGCACGGCAGCAUGGAGCGAAUCCUUGGCCGAUACGAGAGGUACUUGCUAUGUGAAGAUAGGGACGAUGUAACCCAAGACUACCCUGAAGAAUCGCAGGGGAACAUGAGCUAUGACCACAUCAAGUUGAGGUCCAAACUCGAAGCUAUAAAGAAGAGCCAAAGGAAUCUCAUGGGGGAGCAGCUCGAGUCCCUGACGUUCAGAGAGGUACAGCAGCUUGAGCACCGGAUAGACAGCGCUCUGAGGAACGUCAGAUCCAGGAAGGAAACUUUUCUGAUGGAACAAAAUGGCAUUCUAGAGAAGGAGAAGGCUGCAGUGGGGGCAUCAUCAUCCCUGCACACCACCACCAGCACCGCAGCAGCUUCUUCCACGGCAGCGGCGGCGGCGGCCCUUCCAAACCUGAACAUCUGUCCCGACGACUCCGACGAGCCAGGAAUGGCGGCGGCGGCGGGGAUCAGGUUGCCGUGGUGGAUGCUCCAGCCAUCUGCCGUCAGCCAACGGCAGGAACAGCACUGAACUGCUUGUCUUCUCAGAUGAUCCACGCUGCUUGUUCCAGCUCGAUUCUAGUUUCUAUUAGAACUCGAUUCAGCUAAGGCGGGAAUUUGUGAUCUUUCUAUUGAUCUGCCGUUCUUAUUGGUUGCUAGAUCGAUUUUAUCCUUGUCCUUCUUAGUAUCUGAACCUCUGCUGUGUCGUUUGUCGUAGUUCUUGGUCGCAAAAGCUCCGGUUUGCGUCUCUAGUUUGGUUUGGUUCCUGUAAAAUCUGCUGUUGUCCUUCAAUGAGCUGUGCAGGCCAGUUAGAUGAUUACUUCCACUAA
Zea mays is the source of this 1240-nucleotide messenger RNA. RefSeq lists its product as uncharacterized. The record is from RefSeq and is a predicted model, not a curated record. The transcript has 7 exons. Gene Ontology annotation, cellular component: nucleus. Gene Ontology annotation, molecular function: DNA-binding transcription factor activity; RNA polymerase II transcription regulatory region sequence-specific DNA binding; protein dimerization activity. The coding region runs from base 247 to 942 and encodes 231 amino acids. NCBI's taxonomy places the organism in Eukaryota, Viridiplantae, Streptophyta, Magnoliopsida, Poales, Poaceae. Gene Ontology annotation, biological process: positive regulation of transcription by RNA polymerase II.